UAUUAAGAUAUUAUUAUGAACGUAGGUACCAAUGUCAGCGAUGAUUGUGUUACAGAAUUCAACAACUUGAAGUUGGGCAAACAAUAUAGAUAUGUUAUAUAUAGGUUGGAUAAGGAUAGAAACGAAGUAAUUUUCAUUGUAUAUUAUUAAGAUUGUAGUUGAUCACAAGGGAGAAAGAGAAAGCACCUACGCUGAAUUUGUUAGUCAUCUUCAAAACGAAGUAAAUUUAGGUGUUUAAUUGAAUAGUCACGAUAUGCUGUUUAUGAUUAUCAUGCUUAAACAGAUGAUGUUCCACCAAGAAAGGUCGAGAAGUUGGUGUUCAUUUUCUGGUCGCCAGAUACCAACCAACCAGUAAAAUAAAAGAUGGCUUAUGCUGCAGGAAAGGAAGCUUUGAAAAAGAAGUUGAAUGGACUUUCCAAAGAAAUUUAAGCAAAUGAACCUUCCGAAGUUGAGGAAGCUGAAAUCAAAAAGACUGUAUUGAACUGAUAACCCUGAGUGAUGAAUUCUAAUAUCGAGA
Molecule: messenger RNA, 517 nt
Organism: Paramecium octaurelia
Lineage: Eukaryota; Ciliophora; Oligohymenophorea; Peniculida; Parameciidae
Source: the annotation of a GenBank genome assembly